CAUGCUGCUCAGUAAGACAUUCCGUGCCAGGUCCCCAUAUUGUGAUCAGAGCUCCGGCCUGUCCUCCCUCACCGCCUGCCCUCCACCCCGAGGAGCUCCGAAUAAGCUCAUUAUCUCCAUGACAUCCUGCCCGGGAGCGGAGGAAGGCCGAGCGCACACUCAGGUGAGGAGACGGGAGGAGACGGAUGCUAGGUAAGUAACAGAAUGAGGGAUCAUGUAAGGAAGGAGGGAGGUGGAGGGAGCAAUGACAGGGAGGAGGGGAGGAGGAUAACGGAGGCAGGGAAGCUGCCAGACACACAGGAGGAUGAAGAGCAAGAACACAAUGCAAAAACACCACAGGACGCAGGGGAGGAGGAGGAGGAGGAGGAGGAGGAAGGCUCCUGGGGGACUAGACGGGAAGAACUAGCCGAGGUUGUUCAGGAGCUGAAUGUGGAGCUGGAGAGACUGAGCCGUAAUGUCCAGAGCAUCACCCGGUACCAGGCCCAGGUCUUCCAGAUCACCAAAGUGCUGUGUUCAUGGAUGGAGAACAUUGAAGAAUUAGCCAGACACAGAAAUCAUUUGCACAGCCCCCCUGAUGCCUCCCGGUGACCCCCUGGACAUGAAGAGACAACCACCUCCUGUAUACUCCUCCUCCUCAGUGACCCCCUGGACAUGAAGAGACAACCACCUCCUGGACAUGAAGAGACAACCACCUCCUGUAUACUCCUCCUCAGUGACCUCCUGGACGGGAAGAGACAACCACCUCCUGUAUACUCAUCCUCCUCAGUGACCUCCUGGACGGGAAGAGACAACCACCUCCUGUAUACUCAUCCUCCUCAGUGACCUCCUGUACAUGAAGCGACAACCACCUCCUGUAUACUCAU
Messenger RNA from Hyla sarda, 863 nucleotides. Its product is annotated as cilia- and flagella-associated protein 251-like. The transcript has 3 exons. Bases 205 to 588 code for a protein of 127 amino acids. The record is from RefSeq and is a predicted model, not a curated record. NCBI's taxonomy places the organism in Eukaryota, Metazoa, Chordata, Amphibia, Anura, Hylidae.